CAGCAUCUUGUCCUCGUCCACUUUUCUGCCUUUGUUGAAGAAUUUCAAUGGGAUGCUAUUGAAUUCUUGGCUUUUUGCGAUUGCGAUGCUACGGAAUAUAAAGAUUAUUUCGAUGAUUGGUACAAAUGUGUUGGCAUUAGGAUAAUUAUCAGAGAGAAAAUCAUCCCACAAUUAUGCAAACUGGUAUUCCGAACUGCGAAUUUAAAAAAGAUAGCGAUAAUCAUUCAGGGUGAAACAAGUCUUCUUCCCAGUUUGCCAAAUGGAUCUGUUGGCCUGGCAAAAUUAAAAUCGGUAUCAUUGCAAUACUUCAAACGAUGCAAAAGUUAUAUGACCACCAAAGAAUUCUUGAAGAUUAACGAAUUUAUUCAUGAACACUUUUACGAUUUAAUCAAGUCACUGAAACAUUUGAAGCACAUCGUCUUUUAUCAUUUUAAAGAUAAAACAUAUAUCGAUUAUUUAUGCACUUCAUUUCCAAACGAAAUCUCUAGUAAGUCUUCAAAUUGGACAACAGAAUUAGCAAAAAACCUUGGGGAAUAUACGAGAUUGGAAGAAAUACCAUUUCUUGCUUGUCGUAUAAAUCCGGGAUUUCACGUAUCAUUCGAUUCUGGGCAAACAUAUCAACGAAUUCAAACUCUCUACGCCAAUUAUAGUUUGAUUGUCCGAGCGCGAAUGACUUCCUAA
Molecule: messenger RNA, 681 nt
Organism: Ambispora gerdemannii
Lineage: Eukaryota; Fungi; Glomeromycota; Glomeromycetes; Archaeosporales; Ambisporaceae
Source: the annotation of a GenBank genome assembly